AUGUGGCGGCAGCAGCUGCGCCUCCUCCUGGCCAACGUCCCCGGGCGGGGCCGACCCAGUCUGCCUUCCAUCGGCUUGCCUCUCGCUCCAUGCUCCGCCGCAUCUUUCUCCACUUGCUCCUCCCCGUGGCGGAGGCUCCUCCCGGGGACACAGCUCUCUGUUGCGCUUCUCCCCAGGUGGAUGUCGUCGACGGCCCUGCUGAGGCUGAACGACUUGCAGGACAGCCCGGGGCGAAAGCAUAAAAAGAAGCGCAAAGGGCGGGGUAUCGGAUCUGGGAAGGGAAAGACCGCUGGACGGGGCCACAAAGGGCAGAAGGCCCGGGGGACCAUGAAGUUCGGCUUCGAGGGCGGGCAGACGCCGCUGCGGAGGCGCCUGCCGAAGCGCGGGUUUAAGAAUCCCUUCAGUCUUACCUUCCAGGUGAUCUAUCCGAGCUCUUCUGUUCAGUAUGCUCACUACUGGAACAAAUGCUUUAGCAUUCAUUCGUUCGAUCCCAGGGAUACUUUUUAUGGUUUCCAUAUCGAUUGAAGAUCGGUGUUUUCUGGAUUGAUCCAAAUGGAAGCGUUCCUACAAACUUUAAACAGAGUGACGAGGACGUUCUAAAGUUACUGCGGAGAGUCCCUUGGAGGCUUGGCGAUAUCAGAUUCUCAGCUGACAUGACGCAUUAACAAAGAUGAGUUGUUGGAGGAUGGAUGUUGUGUUUCGUCUCCGCAAUGCAGAAUGGAGCUCAGUGUCAUCUGGUAUAGAAAAAGUGACGUUGAAGAGGAAAAAUGCCUGAAUAAAGAAAAACUCUCUUUGGCUUGCCGAAUGUAGUUAGGUAAAUGAUUUUCUUUUUUUCCUGUGGGAAUUAGAAGGCUCUUUUAAUGGAUGAAUUCGGAUUCCAUGCUGAACAGUAAUUACUUUUCAUGUUAGGUGUGGGGUUGGGGUGUUCGUAUCAUUUAUCUGAGGGAGGAUUUUGCAGCCAGGGUUGUGGUCCUUUUGUUGGAGCUGGAGUGCCAUGAGAAUUUCUGAUGAUAAUGCCAUCAAAUCGGUUUAUGGAUUUGCUUGAGCAGAGUUAUUCUACAUCUGUUAUACAUGUAAAGGAUUUAGUGGAAGUCCCAUCAUUUGUGCUUUAUCAGUGGUUUAUUGGUGGACCCAUACUGUUGAGGAGGUUUCCUGGCAUAAGAUGAUUAUGGCUGAUCUGUUGACUUUUUUACCCUUUUGGUUUAUGUUGAGAUAUUUUUAUUAUCAAUGCCUUUGUCAAUUAUUUCUGACGUAUUUAUUUCAUCUAAUUUAAUUUUUCACCUCUCUUCAUGAUUUUUAUCUUCAAUUCUAUGCGUGCUAGCUAUUGAUUAUUAGCUUUGUUUUGACACAUUUCAUGACCUCAUAUUUCUCCUCUGUCAUGAAUUACCUACGCAUGUACCUUUUUAGUUUUAUUGAUAAACUUCAUUAUUUCCUCUCGACCUAGGUCGUUCAUGAUGCUUCCAAUUGAAAUAAUUUACUAGAUCGUCUGCUCUCAUGAACUUACUGUUCCAUUUACUUUGCCCACGGCUUAUUGCGGGGUUUCUGGUUUGUUUUCCUGGCCUUAUUUAUGGAUAUUGUAAUAAUGCCAUUGGAUAUUAUCAUAUCUCAAAUAAGAUUUUAACUUUUGGUGCAGUUUUUGAUGGAUCAGAAAAAUGAUGUGCUUAUUUUUUAAUCGUUACUACAUGAUCUCUUCCAGUGAUGGAUACAGCAAUGUGCCAUGGACUGAAAAAUCGUACAGUUACCUGUCACCCUUAUGUUGGCUUAGGCCUGUUUUUACGUGGAUAUAUCUUAGCCUAUCUAUGUUACUUUGAUCAUCACUGAUAGUUACCUGAUAAGUCCUUGCGAACUUGUAACCAGUAUUUCAUAAACAAAUCAUGUUACUGACAAUAUUUCGAUAUAAAAUUCCAUUUGAAACUUUUUUUCAGGAUACUUGUUUCUGACGUAUUAUUCAUCAUAUUUAUCAAUGAGAAGUACCUUAAACCUCAUAAUUUUCUAGAAACUUGGCAUCUUCGAUAGGGCAUCAUUCUUGCUUCUUGCCCAUUGAUCAACAUCACCAGAAGUUCAUUUUUUGGAUGACACAUAGGUUAGGCUGACAGUAAGGUAGCGAAUUUUUUUCUCCAAAUUCCAUACAGGUUCAAAUUGAUGGGGUGUGGAUUGAUAAUGUUGAUGAUUGCAAUGAGUUUACAUUCAUGGCAUAAAACGUACGUCCAAAGUCAGUACAUGUGUGGAGACUGUGCUCUGCAUUUUUUAAUGACCUGAUCUUACAUCAUAUUCUGCCCUAUGGAAACAUUUCAAUGUAAACUUUUGUGAUGGAGAACUUUUACGUAGCCCUUUUGAGCAAAGCGUUUCUUUCACUAUCAAUUGGAAAAAAAAAUGUAAUUAAAACUAAAAUUUUUAUGUUCUUUGUAAAAACAUUUCAUUGAAACAAAAAAUACUGGAAAUUUUCAUGCAACAAAAUUAGAUUAGAUUCAAAUGUGUGAUAUGCCAUGGAACGACAUCUAUUAUUACAAGAAAUGCCACCUCCUUCCCCUAUAGCUAAGUAAGCAUGCAGUACUCUUUCAAAGGGUGAUGCAGGCUGCCGCCCAACCUAUGGUGGCAAGCGUGAUACAAAAUGCAUGCUGCUACGUGAGCACCUUUAUAGAAACGUAUGUAUAGGAACUUUAGGUUAUUGCAUCCAUAAGUUCACCAUUUUCUUUCAUACUACAUGUUAUUUCUGGUGAUGUUGCUGUAGCUUUUUUUUUUAACUGAGUUAUUAGGGUUUUCAAAGGCGGUAACUCAUAUCCUAAGACUAUGACGUAGUGCCUCCUUGUUUCAUGAGAUGUGUCUAUUCGGGAGUAACUGACCUCGUGAUAGUUUUUGUUCUACCUUCCUGUAUUCAAAUGCUAGAACAACUGGUUUAUGCAGCUUUCUCUAGAAAGAGAAAGUUGGGAUGUCCACUUCGAAAUUUUCUAAAGUGACUGUUCUUCUGAGGCAUCCUGUCAUUUGCAGAAACUCAAUGAAGGAGUAUCAAUCAACUAAAGGCAGUUGUUUUGAUGAAAUGCCACACCAGUGUUAAUAAUGGAUAAAUGCAAGUUCCAAUAAUGUUGAUUCUUUGGGAGUUGAUUACUUGGGACAUAAAAACUUGCCUUAGUCGUUGAGAUUAUAGUUUUGCUCAUGAUUUAACCUAUCAGCUGUAAUCGAUGUUUGGAAAAGUUUCUCUUGAAUCAUCAUGCAUAAAAUAAUGAUUGGACUAGUUCAAUCUUUAAACAUUUAGUCCACAUGGUCUGAGGAGAGAAACUCUAUGCUGGAACUUGGUUUAAGAAAUCCACUGGACUAUGUCUCACUGAAGAAAGAACUCACACCCUCUCAGGAUUUACAAUGCAACAAACGGUAUGAGGUCCAAUUAUUUUGACAUUUGCUUUCUGCUAGAAUGAAAUAUCUUCGGCAUAACGUUCUGUGCUGUUGCCUUGUCGUUUAAAAUUAUUCAAUGAUCGCAUCUACUGUUCAAUCAGCCCCUGGUAAUAAUCAGAUUAACUAGCUGUUAUUCGAUUUUUUUUCUGCGUAACUACUUACUGCGACUUCCUAUUUAUUAUUUGAUCGUACAACAUUAAAAAAAUCAUAUUUUUUAUAUUCUAAUUUCCGAUUACUCAUUAACACCACUAAGUCUUUUUAUGCCUCUUUCUUCUCUCUGUGCAGCCUGUAGGAUUGGGUAAAAUAGCAAAACUCAUCAAUGCAGGAAAAAUUGAUUCAGGAGAGCUUAUCACAAUGAAAACACUUAAGGUAAUAUAUUUUCGCACUCCAGCUUGUUUAUGUCUAUGUUCAGAGGUUUAGCAUAAGCAGCAUUUGCGUAACCGCAGGAUACUGGUGCGAUAGGGAAGCAAAUUGAAGAUGGAGUAAGACUGAUGGGUCGCGGAGCUGAGCAUAUCCAAUGGCCGAUUCAUCUCGAGGUAGGUGUGAUUUUGAGAUUAUGUCCUCGAUGCCUUCUUCUUCACUGGGUAAGGGCAUACACAAGGUAAAUGUUUUCAUUACACGCUGUUGAGAUAUGGGCAGUUGCUCUAAUUCUCAAGCAAAGAUGCGUGGUUUAAUAUGGACAUAAAAUGGUUCAUUUUGCUUAUAAGAAAAUAUUUGCCUUCACCAAUGGAAAUAUUAUAUUUCUCAGUAGAAAUUCUCUUAUCUUGAUUUAUAUGAGUCAACUCCGUGGAUAUAUCCUGCCAGCUUCCUUCUGCCUCACGGGCAUCUGAACCAUCUUGAAACGCAGUCCAAAGAGUUUAUGGAACUGGGGCAUAAGCACCUUCUGCUACCUUUUCGCCUCUCAAUGUCUCAGGUUUUCCUGCCAUAGAUCAGCCGAAUGCCUGUGGCAUUCAUGAUUGGUCUCCUUUAAUCAGUCAAGCACCAAUUCGGAUUAUGAGUCAACCAUCUAUGCCAAAUCUCUCGUCAUGCAUCAGUGAUUAUGGGAGCUUGCCCGUCUUAGUUGCUAAUUUCCCAUUUGACAUAAUAUUUGGAUGUCAAUGCAUGAAUCGGUUAUGAAAUCAUGUUGAGGACAGGAAUCCAAUGGAUGCACUAGAACUGAGUGCUAGAUGAGAUAAUAACUACCACGCAUUUAGUUUCCGCUUGGUUGUUUUUAUUACUUGGUGGCAAGAGCUUGUGAGGUUUGUGUGAUAGUGAAUCUACUAACUGCCCCACUUCCUUUUCUGGGGCAUUCAGUAUUCUCUCUCAUGCCCCUCCACCCACCACAGAAUAUCCAUUGCGUUGAACACAGAUCAGUCUCUAGACAACCUCUGUCUCAGCUCACUAACCAGGAGCAGGUCAACUCACUGAUAGCCCCAUUAUUUUCUCUCUCAUAAAGAACUGGCCUCUAGCACCUUUCACAGAGAUUGUCCAUUCUCUCCUUCAGCAUCUGGAUUCAUUUUCUCAAUACAUAUUGUGCAAGUAUAUGCCACCUCUCCAAUACUAAGCCAUGUUUUUUCCACUGUUGGUAACUUUCUGACAGCCUCCGGAUGAACUGAGGCUCAAAAAGCUCCUCCUUUUCUUUCCUAAUCUCUUCAGAUAUUUCAAUUUUCCACAUGAGGGAACUCGGAGUCAUCUCUGCGACUUUUCUCUACCUUCCAGGUGUCAAGGGUGACGGUGAGGGCAAAGGCGGCGGUGGAGGCAGCUGGCGGGUCGGUGAGGAAGGUGUACUACAACAAGCUGGGCCUGAGAGCGCUGUUGAAGCCGGAGUGGUUUGAGAAGAAGGGGCGGCUGCUGCCCAAGGCCGCCCGGCCACCGCCGAAGCAGCAAGACAAGGUGGACAGCAUCGGCCGCCUGCCUGCUCCCACCAAGCCGAUACCUUUCCUGCCAGAAGAAAAAGAUCCUCCUGCGGCCCAGCAAGCAUCCUGA
Messenger RNA from Spirodela intermedia, 5355 nucleotides. The record is from the annotation of a GenBank genome assembly. NCBI's taxonomy places the organism in Eukaryota, Viridiplantae, Streptophyta, Magnoliopsida, Alismatales, Araceae.